UACUGCCCCAUUAUUUAGAGGCUUUGUGCUGAGACUGCAGAGUGUGCCCCCAAGACGAUGCCCCCCAACAAAGCCUUGAUCCUAGGAGCUCUCACCCUGGCUGUCCUGCUGAGUCCCUGGGGAGCCAAAGCCAUCCAAGAGAAUCAUGUGAUCAUCCAAGCUGAAUUCUACCAGACCUCUAACCCCAAAGGAGAGUUCAUGUUUGACUUUGAUGGGGAUGAGAUUUUCCAUGUGGAUUUGGAAAAAAAAGAAACUGUCUGGCGGCUUCCUGACUUCAGCAAAUUUGCCAGCUUUGAGGCCCAGGGUGCUCUGGCCAAUCUUGCUGUGGACAAAGCCAACCUGGAAAUCAUGAUGAAACGGUCCAACAACACCCCUGACACCAAUGUGCCCCCUGAAGUGACAGUGUUUCCAACGGGUCCGGUGGAGCUGGGCCAGCCCAAUGUCCUGGUCUGCUUCAUUGACAAGUUCUCCCCUCCGGUGCUCAAUGUGACAUGGCUUCAUAACGGCAAUCCCAUCAGUGAUGGUGUGUUUGAGACUGUCUUCCUCCCCCGCUCUGACCAUUCCUUCAGGAAAUUCCACUACCUCACCUUCAUUCCCUCUGCCAAUGAUUUCUAUGACUGUGAGGUAGAUCACUGGGGUUUGGAGCAAGCUACCAUCAAACACUGGGAACCAGAAGUUCGGACCCCAUUGCCAGAGACGACUGAAACUGUGGUCUGUGCCCUGGGCUUGGCUGUAGGUUUGGUGGGCAUCAUUGCAGGCACCAUCCUAUUUAUCAAGGCCAAGAGGUCAAGCAAUACCUCCCGUGGUGGCCCUCGUGGACCCCUGUGACAACAUUACUGUGAGAUGAGAAGAUCCAGAAAAUCCCAGUUCCUGACUCAACCUCCUAACCUGGCUUUUAAAGGCUGCCCAUUUCACCUUCUAUUCUGGAUAUUUGUUUUCUCCUAACUCUUCUGAGUGCCUCAUACCAGUGACUCUUCCAAUUCUUUUUCCCUUUGAAAACUUAUAACACCAUUUGGGCAUCAUCCUCACCAGAUCCUCCUUGAACACUCCCACUCCCACACACAAAUCCAUACUUCCUCUCCAUCCCCUCUGCCCCACUGAAUUCUCUACCCCUUCAUACAGCUUAAUUUCACCCACUCCUACUCCUUUAAAGGAGGAAGGUCUAGUAGAAAGACUACUGAAUUUGGAGCCAGAGGUAUGUGUGUUCAAAUUCUACCUGAAAUAUUACUUGUGUAAUCUUGGGAAAACCUUUUAACCCCUCAGAAUCUCCUUUUCCUUGUUUGUAAAAUAAAGAGACUGUACUAUAUAGUUUCUAAAAUCCCUUCAAUUUCUAAAUCUGUUGUCUUAUAUCUCCACUUAUGAGUCCUACCUUGUCUGCCUACCCUUCCCUAGCUCUUCUGUAAUCUUGGAAAUUUAGCUGACUCUAGGAAAUUGCUCCUCAUCUGUACCUAAUCAGUUGUUCUUCCCAUUGAAGUGGGGGAGUGGUACCUAGGACCCUGCUGUGGUUGUCUUCUAGUUCACAUCCUGGAAACUUUUCUAAAACAAAUAAAUAUGAGGGGACAUCA
This is a messenger RNA of Gracilinanus agilis (Agile Gracile Mouse Opossum), 1565 nucleotides long. RefSeq names its product mamu class II histocompatibility antigen, DR alpha chain-like. The record is from RefSeq and is a predicted model, not a curated record. Gene Ontology annotation, biological process: immune response; positive regulation of T cell activation; antigen processing and presentation of exogenous peptide antigen via MHC class II. The transcript has 5 exons. Gene Ontology annotation, molecular function: MHC class II protein complex binding. Gene Ontology annotation, cellular component: membrane; MHC class II protein complex. Lineage: Eukaryota; Metazoa; Chordata; Mammalia; Didelphimorphia; Didelphidae. Bases 58 to 828 code for a protein of 256 amino acids.